GGUGGAGGCAGGAUAAAAAGCCUAAAAUGGCCACCAUACCCUGCUCACCAUCACCACCACCAUCAUCAUCAUCCUCAUCACUACUCGCAGCACCACCUCAGAAGCCCAUCCCCUAGCGUCCGUCCAGGGAAUGUGCCCCGUAUGCGCAUGGGCGGAGAGACUGCCGCUGUGCGCUGUUAUUAUUGUAAGAGUAAUUUCUUUUUUACGAAAAUGGCGUCUAGUCAGGGAGGUGUGGGAGCUGUCACGGCUCUACAAAGCCAUCACUACUCGAGCGGACCUCACUGGAGCCCGGGCGUCAGCCAGUACCAGCAGCACCAGCAGCAGCACCACACGGCCCGCAGCCUGGACCGGGCUCUGGAGGAUGCCGUGUGCUCGGGGAUACUGAACCUGAGCGGGAGGAAGCUGAGGGAGUACCCGGGGAUGAGCUACGAUCUGACCGAUACAACACAAGCAGACUUGUCCAAGAAUCGCCUCACAGAAAUCCCCCCUGAAGUGUGUCUCUUCGCCCCCCUCGAGUCGCUAAACCUCUACCACAACUGCAUCAAGUGCAUCCCAGAAGCCAUUAUCAAUCUGCAGAUGCUGACUUAUCUAGACAUCAGCCGAAAUCUCCUGUCAGUUUUGCCAAAAUACUUGUUCAGCCUCCCCCUCAAAGUUCUGCUCGUGAGCAACAACAAGCUUGUGUCCAUCCCCGAGGAGAUCGGCAAGGCCAAAGAGUUGAUGGAACUGGACGUGAGCUGUAAUGAGAUCCAGGUGCUGCCAGCUCAGGUGGGGAGGCUUCAUGCCUUACGAGAACUCAACAUCAGGAAGAACUGUCUUCACAUGCUGCCUGAGGAGUUGGCUGACCUGCCUCUCAUCCGACUUGACUUCUCCUGCAAUAAGAUCACAGAGAUUCCUCCAGCUUACAGGAAACUCAGGCAGUUGCAGCACAUCAUCCUAGAUAACAAUCCUAUGCAGUCUCCACCAGCACAGAUUUGUCUCAAGGGCAAAGUGCACAUAUUCAAGUACCUGAACAUCCAGGCGUGCAGGAUGGACAAGAAGCCGGACACCCUGGACCUCCCCUCCCUCGGCAAGCGUUGCCUUCCACAGCCACUUACAGAUAGCAUGGAAGAUUUUUAUCCCAGUAAGAACCACGGGCCUGACUCUGGAAUCGGUAGUGACAAUGGUGACAAGAGGCUGUCUACAACUGAGCCUUCAGACGACGACACUGUCAGCCUGCACUCUCAGGUUUCAGAGACAGCCCGUGCUGAUGCCCUGUCGCUCCUCUCCAAAAUGGAUUCUUGCAAAGAUCAGGAUCUCUAUGACUUUAUAGACCCCAACCCGGACGAGGAUCCUGCUCUGUCAGAGUGUGACGGGCAGCAGAGCAGUCAUGUGUCUUGUAUAAAGGAACUGGAGAAAGUUCUUAACAUGUCUCACCAAAGCAAAGAUAAAGACGGCUGGAAAGAGGAGUCAGGCUCUGACAAGGAGCAGCUGGUCGAGGAAGAGGACGAUGAGCUGAAAGAAGUGCUGGAUCUGAGGAAGAUUGCUGUCCAGCUUCUGCAGCAGGAGCAGCAGAAUAGACGACGGUCCUUAAUUUGCAGAGCAGAGAGUCUUAUUCACCGACGGAGAGUGACCGGCCGAGCACACAGAUUCUUGAGUCACUCUGGAAGCUCCGGCAGCAAGCCGAGGCCACCGCCUCAGACGACUCGCAGUGCUUCUCUGGAUGAAGGAAGUAGUGGAGCAUCGGUGCUGAGUGGACAGCCUUCUUCCUCCUGCUCCUUUGAUGGCAGCCUGAAGACAGAUCAGUCAGACUCAGAGCCAAAGUGGCCCGAAGUCCCACCAGUCCUCAAUCAGAAUGAAGAUCGCAGGCGGAACAAGUACCUGAGAAAAGAUUAUCUGAAGUAUAAGUGUCAGAGUGCUCGGAAAAGCUCCAGUGGGAACGAUGACUGUGAGGAGGGCUUGCGCAAUGCCGAGUUUAGCACCACUCUGACAGUGUUUGGACUCAAGCCCAGAUCAGCUUUCACCAGAGGAAGCCGCCAGGAGUACAGCUCGACAGACCCCAGUUUCACCAUGAGGAGGAAGAUGGAGCACUUGAGAGAGGAAAUGGAGCAGAUUGGACUGUUACGGCAGAACAUCGAGUCCAGACUGAAGGUGUUGCUCCCAGACGAUGUUGGAGCUGCUCUGAUGGAUGGGGUCGUCCUUUGCCAUUUAGCCAAUCACAUUUGUCCUCGGUCCGUCGCCAGCAUCCAUGUGCCGUCUCCUGCAGUGCCAAAGCUUAGCAUGGCUAAAUGCCGUAGGAAUGUGGAGAACUUCUUGGAUGCCUGUAAGAAGCUGGGUGUCACACAGGACAAGCUGUGUCUGCCCCACCACAUCCUAGAAGAGCGUGGCCUGGUGAAGGUGGGCGUGACCGUGCAGGCUCUGCUGGAUCUGCCUGCAUCGAAGCCCACACAACUGUCAGCCGUUUGACACGAGCCUGAAUGUUGCGUCCAACCCACAGUCAUCCAGCCAACCCCUCUCCCCUUCCUGAACCUACACCCCAUCGCCAGGGACCAGAGAGCCCCUCAGGGUGAGGACCCAGUGGGCUGUGGGUCGUUGGGAGUCUGCUUCUGCCUGACUGAAAUGGGAGACAGGAGUGAGAAAUACCUCUGUCUCUUUAUAUGAUGUCAGCCGCCACCCCACUUCCUGUCCAUCACAUUUUUACUUGUAUCCUGUUCCUAAUUACUGGGGUCAUCCUGUAUGUGUGUGGACUAGCAGUGUGACUGUGUGUUUCCUGAGCUGCACAGCUUGCCGAGAGGAGACUGAAAAGACAAUGGGUCUAUACAGGAGGACCUGUGCAUCUCUCUCUGCAUGCUCAGUGAUUAUUGAGCCUGCAAGUGCCAGUACUAACAACAUUUCCAUGCUGGUGUUGGAGACAUUGGCAGUGAGGAGAUGACAGACAUUUGACUCACUCUUUCACUAAAGAGACCGAAGCUGCACACUGGCCUCGCAGCCACAAACCACUGACUGACCUCAAGGGGUUCAUACACUCUUGACUUUCUCUUCUCUUUGUGGAGUUUAUUUCUUCCCAUGAAAAUUCAUUUUUGAAUUUAUACAUGUUUUUUCCAGGUUCCUACUGUCACUGUUUCUUAGCAGCCAGACGUGUUCACAUUUGUUUGAGCAAUCACAUCACAGCUUUUUGAGGGCGAACGCAAGGUGUGCCUCAGAACAGUGUGACAAUUAAUAAUAAUUAAUUUGCUUGAAGUCACGCUCCAGUUGAUGUCUGCCUGUUUUCCCCUCGAGUGUUGUUCUGAAACAUUUAAAUUACUGCGCAAAUCAGUACUUCAGAAAAAAAAACCUCUCUUAAUACAAACCUGCAUGCCAUGACAUCUGACCACUGUGACAACAUGUGCUUGGCUGCAGCUCAAAGCAUGACGGUCCUGUUAUGUAGCUUUUUUUUUUUUCAUUGUACAUUAAUUUUCUGUUGUUGAAAAUAUUCUGUAAUCCAACUUUUCUAAAGCUUUUAUACUUUCCAAUCAUUGCCAAUCAUCACUGGCCAUUUUUCUGGAGGUCAGAGCCUGGGUGUGCCAUGUUGGGCACAAAGCAGUUAGGAUUUUAUUGCUGUGCGUAACCUCUGAUGAAACAUGUUUAUACUGUAUGUGUUUGUGAGUGGAGGGGUCUGAAUGAAGGGGCCGUCACUCCUGCAAACCUUCCACACAUUGCACGGUCCUGUCGUACAGCCAGGCCACCCCGCUCUGUGGUUUCUGAUACAAUUCAUUAUUUCAGGGAAAUGAAAUUAUUUAUGUAUUUAUUCAUUUGUUUUGUAUUUAUAUGUUGUUGGUUUUGUGCAUCGAAGCCCUGGCUAUCAGUUCAGGUGCGGUGCAGCUGACUUUGUGUGUUCUCUGUAACAACCUGAUCUACUUUAUGACUCUUUGGCAAGAUGUGGGGAAGUGACUAAUCACCUGGUGGCUAAACUGGUCCUCUGUGACCUCUCAGCAUUAGUGACAACUGUCACAGUUGAUAUUUAGUUCAGUAUGGGUGUUAAAUACAACUACGUUCACACCAUUUGUCAGUGUAGCUGACAGCAGUGUUGACAGCAUGGGAGGAAAGAAUAGAGGCAUGAUUGUUGGGUAGAAAUUAUGCAAGAGUUGAUUGUUGACAAAGGCUGACUUUAUUCUUCUCUCAAAGAUGGUAUUUGUCAUCUCCUCAUAAGAUUACACCCUGUUUGCUUUAACCUUUUAAUGUAUUACAUCUGUUGUAUUAGGUCUUACUUAGUGAUUAUUAUCAUUUCUGCAGGGCAAUGUCAGUCUCAUGAGGUGAUUGGCAUGUUAGUCCAGGCUGUAAUCUUUUUAAAACUCCAACAUGUUUUGGUGGGAAGAGUCUGUGUCUCCUCUCUAAAUCCAGAGGGUUUUGCAGGUCCGUGAACGCAGCACAGGCGGAACUCUUCUUUUCUUCCAUCAGCAGAAGUUUUGGAGUUUUUAAACAGCAGGGUGGAUGAUUGAUUAGUCGAUCCGAUCACAGCUGAUCAGAUCAGAUCGAUGAAUUAGAGGAGCAGCUGUUUGUGACUGAAAGCUAAGUUUUAGACCCAGCGCAAUAAACGGUUAAGUUUCACUUUCACAACGGCUGAUGUUCUGCUGCUCCGUCUGUGCGCAGAGUGAGCUCUGCGCUGCAAGACUGUGGAACUGUGAAUAACUCAACAGUAUAUAUUUUCCAAUAUCACUCUCAAUGAACAGUCCAGCUCCAAAAAUAGAAAAUUAAAGCUAGGCGACAGACAAAUGAAUGUGUGGGAAACCCUGCAUUGUCUCACAUUGCCUGUGUCUCGGCCAGAAAGUUGCACUUGAGCACACCGUAAAGACUACAGCCAAUGACCAACUAGCACGGACACUGUGCGUCUGCGAGAGAGGAAAUAACUCUUCAUACCAAACUGUAACAACAAUACAACCCAAUGUUAAAAAAACAAAUGAUAUUUCCUGUGCACUAGCGAUCAAUAACACAAACAAUUGCAAACUGUUUCUGCUAUAGAGCUCAGUGGCAAAAAAAUAAUCUUACAUAAUAUAAUAAGUCUGUUUUGAUCCCACGCCCUUUUGAUCUUAGUCAUUUGUUUGCUUUCUUCAUUUGCGUUUCUCUUCUCGUAUGCUGAGCUGCCAAUCAGAGUGUUUUCAUUUACCGACGGGCUGCCAUUCAACAUGCUGAAUCAAUCGAAAAACAACUGUCAAGUGCUGACUAGUGCCAACGAUGUGGGACACAUUGCAAAAACUAGGGCGACAGACAUUGACUGACAGCCAGCUGUCGGCUUGGUGUGUCAGGAUUCUUGACAAGCUUAAGACUUAUACAUAUUGAUAAGACAUCCAUGAAAUGACCUCUGGCUAUUGACAAAGGCUUUGCUAGGUUCUUUGAUGAAGAAAUAGCUAAUCAUGAUGCAAAAACUGUUAAAACAUGAGAGUAUUGUUUGUGUAGCUGAAACAUCUUGGAGGGUGAUGCCACUUAAACACCUUGAGAGUCUACAAAUAUCAUCAUUAAGCAGCACUGUAACAUCUAAGAACAUGACAUAUUGUGCCUUAAAGAAGGGGUAUUUAUUUUGUUUUUCUGCAAUUUUUUUUUGUUUGUUGUAAAAAAAACAUGUGUAAUGGUUUGCCUCCCUGUUCUGUUUUUUUGAAGGGAUGCUCUAGAUUAGUUGUAACAUAAGAAGCUUCUCUGCUGGAGGGCUACAGCUUCUGACUGGCUGCUAACUGCAGGAAAAUUAAGUUAGAGCUCAGUGGCACUGUUUGUUAACUCCACGAUCUACAGUGCAUAGGCAACCAAAAUCUGAGAGAGCGUAUUUGAGGUUUUUAUUCACUCUGGCAUUUACUGUUAAUGCUUUGAACCUCACUGUACAAAAGUCACCUGUAUGUCACAUGGUUGGACUUUCCAGAUUUGAAUGCUGAUCCUAAGAACCUCUGCUUCCUUUAAACGGGCUCUAUUAUUGACUAACUUUAUGCCGUCAUUUUCCAAGGAAGAGAUGCCAUGGAGAUGCCAAACAAUACAGGGCUUCCAGUUUAUCAGGCUUAGGGUGUAAAAAAAAAAAGAAAAAGAAAAUUCCCAUCAAUUUCAGGCUACUGUGGGUUAUCAGGUGCUAUUUCCUGUGCUGUUGAGCUGCAUUUAUCAAACAAGCAGCUGUUUUAAGGACGGACACGUAUUCAUAGGGUGUGCAACAACAGACUGCAUCUUACGACAGCAUCUACUAAACGUGCUGACCAUAUUUAUCACCAUGUGAGCGGUUCACGUAUUAUCAAACAAGAGGUGAUGUGAAAUCUCAAAAACUGUAGCACACAGCGCUAUGUUAGCAUUACAGAAGCUGGCUUUAUCUGAAAAAGUGUCACACAGAAAAGGCAUUACUGAAGGUAGCAUUAUAACUUCUUCAAUUUUUUUCUGUCUAUGAUUACAGGUUUAGAGACGAUGAAGAAACAGAGCUGAUGUGUAACCUACCUCGGGUUUGCUGUGUCAGACACUGGUGGUUUAGAUUUGAGAUACUUUUCUGAUCAAAAGUGAAAGAUGUUCCUGUAUGCCUAAAAACUUAAGCUGGCCAUACCUUACUGUAUGUUUUCUGUCUCAUAUGUUACUGCACAUAUUUACACACAACUACUUUGUGUUUUGCAGUGGGGGGGGGGGGGGGGUGGAAAGAUAAAAAGAAGUGAGUUUGAAUUUUAAUGCAUUUUGAUGACAAUGACACUAAAUUAACUGAGGCACAAAAGGGGCAGAAAAUCAAACCACAAAGAAAAUAUUUUGUUGCUUAAUCAUCGUGUGGUUCCUGCUGUGGUUUGUAAUGGGAUUUAACUAAAUUUUCAGAUAAAUGUGAAUAGUAUGGCAAAAAAACUAGCACAAACAUCUUGAUAUUCUCUUCUGAGGCUGAACCAUCUGGACCAAGUAUUACCACUUAUUAAUGCCAGAACGUCUAUGAACCUGAUUUAUUAUUUCAACCUAGUCGCCACAAUUAAUGUUUUGGCAUUGUACAUUUCUGCAAACCACGGAUAUUUAACAUUUGUACGUAAUUAUGUAGAGGAUAUGUUGAAACUCUGCGUUUCUUUAUGUUUCAGUAACAUUGUGGUUAAUGUGUGGUUAGGUUUAGGCACAAAAACCACUUGGAUAUUGAUAGGAAAAGAUUAUGUUUUGGCUUAAAACACCUGCUGUUGGUGGCACAAUUGUUGCUGGAAAUGCCACCAGUGUCUCUCAAAAAAAAACCACUGUUGGUGGCACAGUCACCACUGGAAAUGCCAAUGAUUUCUGGCUAAAAAACACCCGCUGUAGCUGGCACAAUCACAGUUGGAAAUGCCACCAUUGUCCUGCUAAAAACCCACUUUUGGUGGCACAGUCACCGCUGGAAAUGUUGUUGAUGUGUUACCAGCUGGUGCUGGCACUGCUGGAAAUGCCAACCAGUAUCCCGCUAAAACAUAUCCUGUUUUUGGUGGCAUAUGUGCUACUGGAAAGGUUGCUGAUGUCUUAAAAAAUACCUGAUUUUGGUGGCACAAUUACAGCUUUAAAUUCUGCUAAUGUCUCAUUAAAAAACAACUGAUUUUGUUGGGACAAUGGCCGCUGGAAAUGCCACUGAAGUCACCAUUGUUGCUGGAAAUAUCACCAAUGUCCCAUUAAAAAACACCCACUUUAGGUGGCACAAUCACCGCUGGAAAUGUUGUUGAUGUGUUACCAGCUGGUGCUGGCACUGCUGGAAAUGCCACCAGUAUCCCGCUAAAACAUAUCCUGUUUUUGGUGGCAUAUGUGCCACUGGAAAUGUUGCUGAUGUCUUGCUAAAAAAUACCUGAUUUUGGUGGCACAAUUGCAGCUGGAAAUGCUGCUAAUGUCUUGUUAAAAAACACCUGAUUUUGGUGGCACCAUCGUUGCUGGAAAUACCAACAAUUUCCCAUUAAAAAACACCCACAUUUGGAGGCACAAUCACCACUGGAAAUGCCACCAGUGCCCCGCUAACCCCCUCCCCCUGUUCUUGGUGGCACAAGUGCCACUGGAAAAGCCACUAAUGUCUCACAAAAAUACACCUGAAUUUGGUGGCGCCACUAUGAAACUUACAAAUGUAACGUUCAGUGGUUUGCAGAAACAUAGAAUGCCAACAGAGGAUUCUUCUGGCGAAUGGGCUGAUUAUCUUCACAAAACAAAAAAAUUGCAGUUACAUAAAACACUUCUUCCUCAAGGUGUGGUGACUUCACCUGCUGGAAAUUAUGAUGAGUUUCUCUCUAUUGUAAUGAUGGGAAUUAACACCUCAAUUAAACUGUAUAGCUGUAGGACACAGGUGAAAGUCCUUUACAUGAGUCACCCCUUUUGUGUUUUUUUUUUUUUUCAGUGUUAUCUCCUUGGUAUCAUGCACUGCAUGCCUGGGCAUGAUAUAUCUCCCUCCAUGUACGCAAAGGCGCUGCUUUGUUUCCUUUUUGAGCCCGUUAAUAUUCUUUUCAAUUGCCUGUAGCACUUAUCCUCUCACUAAUGCGCACACAUGAUCGAAAAUUCAAUUUAAUAUGUGAUGUUUAAGUCAUACACAGUUACAAAUAACUCCCAAUACAAUGCCACUAAGUGUGCGGCUCCUCCCUCUUUCCCUUGAUGUCUUUGUGAGCCAGCGCUUCAGUUACCUUCAGUUCUUUGUUAGUGAGAUGACUCAUUCAUCUGUCAGCCAAGGAGAGCAAAACAACUGUGACUUUUGUGUGCAGUGUAACUAUGUCGUCAAAUGUCACACUGAUGCCUUACUCCUGUUUUUCCUGUUUACACCCCCGUAUGUCAUGAUGCCCUUUUAUUGUUUUACUGUAAAUUAACCAAGUGCCAAAUCACGAAGGUAUCAUUACUUCACAGCCUUCAGUGUUUGAGCAAAAGCAUAAUUACGGGCACUGUCAACACUGUAUACAAAUAUCUACUAAUGGAUCUCAUAGCAUCGAGCCGAAAUGAUGAAAAUCCCACACACACACAUACUCACACAGCUCCUGUGUAGCAGGACCUGUAUCAAGACUAUUCAGAUGGUUUGUAUUAUGACUUUGAAACUGAAUAUGAAAUAUUACAUACAGUUUGAUUGUAAGUUUUUGUUUGAAGGACAAGUUCACAUUACCUAAUCUUACAACAGCAGUCACAUGUCCACAUGUGCAUUGACUCAUUUUGUGCUGGCUGAAGUCGUUCCUCCUGUUCAUACUGGAAUCAAGUGGGUUUCUUCUGAAUUUACAGUCGGCUCAGUGUGAAACUUCCACAACAGUGUUUUUUUGUUGAGCAGAGUAAUAGUAGUAGAAAGAGGGAAUUGUGCACCAAAAAGACUAACUUCAGAAGAUAACCACUUGAUUUAUCUGACUCAGACUGUUGAAACAUCAUAUAAACUUUGGCUGAACUUUAGGAUUUAACUUGAGGGGAUUUCCUCAGGGCCAGUAUGGCCUGGAGGAACUACUAUAGUGACUGUUAUCUCUGUCGACAUACAUACAGGCAUGUGAGUAAGACAGACUUGAAAAAAGCUGAAACUAUCUUUUGAAAUGUUUGCCCUGUUUGGAAGAGUCACACAGAAGUGUCGGAAGUGACUUAUACUCAUAAAGUAAUAGCUGGUUGUCAUUUUUCAACA
Epinephelus moara (kelp grouper) is the source of this 9523-nucleotide messenger RNA. RefSeq names its product leucine-rich repeats and calponin homology (CH) domain containing 2 (gene lrch2). Gene Ontology annotation, molecular function: protein binding. The transcript has 21 exons. The record is from RefSeq and is a predicted model, not a curated record. Bases 142 to 2442 code for a protein of 766 amino acids. NCBI's taxonomy places the organism in Eukaryota, Metazoa, Chordata, Actinopteri, Perciformes, Serranidae.